AUUCAAUCAAUUUUCUUCGAAUGGACUUGACAUGUUUUUCUUUUUCGCUGACGCGUAUUUACUGAAGUUUUAAAUAACAAUUCAAAUUAUUUGUUCAAAUUCAGAUAGUAAUACACUGUAACUUUGGACAUGCUUUGUUUCGUAGGUUAAAAGCUCUACUAAAAUUAAUGUAAAUUUUUGCGUGCGUUGUAAUUUCAAAAACUUGACCAAGUCGGAAUUUGUAAACAAAGAAAUUAAAAAUGUGGUCGCACUUGGAACGUGGAAGUUCCCCAGUGGAUUGGUGUGAAUCAAACUAUUCUAUUUCUCCCAUGGUCGCGGAGUUCGUAAAUACUGUCAGCAACGUGUUGUUCUUUCUGUUCCCACCUAUUCUGAUUCAUCUCUUUCAAGAGUAUUCCAAGUUUGUAAAUCCUGGCAUCAAUGUACUCUGGGUGCUCUUGAUGAUUGUGGGGCUCAGUUCAGCUUACUUCCAUGCAACAUUGAGCCUUGUGGGGCAGCUUCUGGAUGAGCUUGCAAUCCUUUGGGUAUUCAUGGCAGCUUUUGCGAUGUUUUUACCUCGGAGAUAUUUUCCAAAAUUUUUGGGAGGAAAUAGGAGAGUGUUGGGAUUUUAUUCGAGCGUUUUCUCCGUGUUUUCCACCGGCUUCCUCGUCAUGCAUCCUGCCGCCAACGCGUUCGCUCUAAUGACUUUAUCGUUGCCUGCUAUUGGAUUUCUUUACAUAGAGCUGCAUAGAGUAAAGUGUGCCCGGGUUUAUCGUCUGGGGCUUCGCUGCGUCGCCGUCAGCUGUCUCGCGGUAUUCUGCUGGAUAAUGGAUCGCUUGUUCUGUGACGCGUGGCUGUCAAUCAAUUUCCCGUACAUGCACGGCGUAUGGCACAUCCUCAUCUUCAUAGCAAGUUACACUGCCUUGGUCCUUUUCGCUUACUUUAAUGUAUUGGAAGAAAGACCAGAGCAAAAACCCCAGCUUAGAUAUUGGCCCAAAAACGACUUCGAAUUAGGCGUGCCAUAUAUCACGAUCAAACACCCGUGUAAAGGAGACAAAAAUAUCGCAAUCUAACAAUUUAAAUACUGAUAUUUUUGCCGCAUUUUUUAAAAAUGUUUUGAAUGUUAUGAGAAUACUAUUAGGAUGGAUACAAUUGUAUGUACGCAUAUUAAAUUUAUAUAAAUUGUAAUGUAAAUAUUUUUAAAUCUAUUGUGACAAAUAUUUAUUAUAAGCAGAUUUUAUUUUAACAUAGCAAUGUGUUAAUUCAGUGAAACAUUUAAUUAUUAUCAAUUAAAAUCUAUUGUGAUGCAGCAUCAAAAGUUAUAAAAGAUUAUAGUAAGUACUAUUAUUCUAGUGCCAAUCUGUGAUGUAGGUAUAGUAUUUAAUUUUCUUUUUUACAAGUUUGUAUUAUUCUUAUUUAUGGCUUUUAUGGCAACCAUUUAUUUUUUCUUAAUAUUUCUAUUUACUCUUUUUCUAGCUUUUAGGAAGCUGUAUAGAUUUAUUUUGAAUAAAAACAUUAUUGUGUGAUACUAAGAUUUGUAUGAUGUAGUUAUAAGAAUUACUUAUAAUUUUUAGAAUCAUUUAUAGGUAUAGGCUACCUAAUCAAAAAUUCAGUCUUGGAACCUAUUUAUUGUCAUGACAUGCAAACAAAAAAAGUUUGUGCACAAGUACUCAAUGUACUCAGACUCAGAUAUUCCUAUCACAAACAAAUAAAUUAUAUGUGCUAAGAAUUUUUAA
Molecule: messenger RNA, 1712 nt
Organism: Ostrinia furnacalis (Asian corn borer)
Lineage: Eukaryota; Metazoa; Arthropoda; Insecta; Lepidoptera; Crambidae
Gene: bwa
Product: alkaline ceramidase
Exons: 5
Coding region: 240-1049 (269 amino acids)
Biological process (GO): ceramide catabolic process
Cellular component (GO): membrane
Molecular function (GO): hydrolase activity, acting on carbon-nitrogen (but not peptide) bonds, in linear amides
Source: RefSeq, a predicted model, not a curated record